Messenger RNA from Tigriopus californicus, 814 nucleotides. Its product is annotated as cuticle protein 19-like. Bases 225 to 719 code for a protein of 164 amino acids. Gene Ontology annotation, cellular component: extracellular matrix. The transcript has 2 exons. The record is from RefSeq and is a predicted model, not a curated record. NCBI's taxonomy places the organism in Eukaryota, Metazoa, Arthropoda, Copepoda, Harpacticoida, Harpacticidae.
UCAUUGAAGCGAUCGUUCCAAAUCUCACGGACUACUUAUCUAUGUCGUCUUUUCGACGUUUUGAGGAGACGUAGGUUUGCGAUGGCCCUGAGUCUUUGUUGGCAGCCGAUACUCGUACCUCGUACCUUGUACCUCGUACCUUGUACCUCGCACCGACUUGUUGAGUGAGUGGAAGCAGCAGGGGUGGUUUCGAGGCAGAGAUGAGAAAUGGUUGUUAACCAGUAAUGCUGCUCAAAACUGUUGGUCCGGGCAGGAUCAACAUCCAUCCAUCCACUGUGAGAUGUUCAAUCUCAGCAACAAUCGAGCCAUCGGGAAGGGACGGCAGUUGCAUUUCCCUCCAUUAUUUCCGUUUGCUCUUGGUUGUGUAUGCGUGCACGAUCAUCUGCUUCUUGGGCCUCUUGGUUGCCGCCGCUUCGGCCAUUCCAGCUGGACCUUCCUAUCACCAAGACCCGUACAAGAUUCCUCCCCGACCUUUCCAUUACGCAUAUGGCGUUUCCGACAAAUAUUCGGGCACCAAUUUCGAUAAGAAAGAAUCGCAAGACGAGCAAGGCAAUGUGAAUGGUGAAUAUCGCGUGGCCUUGCCCGAUGGCCGCACCCAAAUUGUGUCUUACCAUGCCAACCACCAUGAUGGCUUCAUCGCUGACGUCAAAUUCGAGGGCUACCCGCAACACCCCGCCCCUCAAAAGAACUCCUAUAAACCCAAGCCCUACGCCUUCUGAGCGAAUCCUCAAUUUCAUUGGGCGCCAUCUACCAAAUAUUUCAUACAGUAUUUAAGCCGCUUAUAAACAGUCAAAUAUAUAUCUUACACACACGU